AUGAGUCCUACCAGUGUAAACAGUCCUCGAUUAGACAGCAUGAGACCUACCAGUGUAAACAGUCCUCUAUUAGACAGCAUGAGACCUACCAGUGUAAACAGUCCUCUAUUAGACAGCAUGAGUCCUACCAGUGUAAACAGUCCUCGAUUAGACAGCAUGAGACCUACCAGUGUAAACAGUCCUCUAUUAGACAGCAUGAGUCCUACCAGUGUAAACAGGCCUCUAUUAGACAGCAUGAGACCUACCAGUGUAAAAAGUUCUCUAUUAGACAACAUUAGUCCUAUCAGUGUAAACAGUCCUCUAUUAGACAGCAUGAGACCUACCAGUGUAAAAAGUUCUCUAUUAGACAACAUUAGUCCUAUCAGUGUAAACAGUCCUCUAUUAGACAGCAUGAGACCUACCAGUGUAAAAAGUUCUCUAUUAGACAACAUUAGUCCUAUCAGUGUAAACAGUCCUCUAUCAGACAGCAUGAGACCUACCAGUGUAAACAGUCUUCUAUUAGACAGCAUGAGACCUACCAGUGUAAAAAGUUCUCUAUUAGACAACAUUAGUCCUAUCAGUGUAAACAGUCCUCUAUUAGACAGCAUGAGACCUACCAGUGUAAACAGUCUUCUAUUAGACAGCAUGAGACCUACCAGUGUAAACAGUCCUCUAUUAGACAGCAUGAGACCUACCAGCGUAAACAGUCCUCGAUUAGACAGCAUGAGACCUACCAGUGUAAACAGUCUUCUAUUAGACAGCAUGAGACUUACCAGUGUAAACAGUCCUCUAUAA
Messenger RNA from Ylistrum balloti, 774 nucleotides. RefSeq lists its product as uncharacterized. The record is from RefSeq and is a predicted model, not a curated record. Lineage: Eukaryota; Metazoa; Mollusca; Bivalvia; Pectinida; Pectinidae. Bases 1 to 774 code for a protein of 257 amino acids. The transcript has a single exon.